Ictalurus punctatus (channel catfish) is the source of this 3091-nucleotide messenger RNA. RefSeq names its product potassium inwardly rectifying channel subfamily J member 13 (gene kcnj13). Gene Ontology annotation, molecular function: inward rectifier potassium channel activity. The coding region runs from base 182 to 1393 and encodes 403 amino acids. The record is from RefSeq and is a predicted model, not a curated record. NCBI's taxonomy places the organism in Eukaryota, Metazoa, Chordata, Actinopteri, Siluriformes, Ictaluridae. Gene Ontology annotation, cellular component: plasma membrane. The transcript is spliced from 4 exons. Gene Ontology annotation, biological process: potassium ion import across plasma membrane; regulation of monoatomic ion transmembrane transport.
GUUACAGAGCAUCCUUAUAUAAAGAGGACAGAGAAGACCAAGGGACAAGAGUGUGUGUGUGUGUGUGUGUGUGUGUGUGUGUGUGUGUGUGUGUGUGUGUGUGUGUGUGUGUGUGUGUGUGUGUGUGUCCCUGCACUGGCGAAACACUCCAGCAUACUAAAAGGUGUGAAACGUUGCAGAAAUGAUUGGAAGUGAAGUCUCACAGCAGAACAUGGUGAAAAUGAGCAGGAUCAGGGUCCUGAAGAAUGUGUUUUCGGGGGAAAACUUGGCCGGUCCGACACGGUCCAAAUCGUCAUCUUCGUUACCCCCUACCCUCCCCGUUGGCAUGGCAACCAGCAGCUCAUCAUUACCGCUAAUGAAAACCAAACCUCAGCAGCAGAGAUUGGUCAGCAAGGAUGGGCGGAGUCUUAUGCGCAGCCCUGCCUCCGGUAUACGGGAAAUGUGGAUCGGGGCGUUUAAGGACAUGUGGGGAGCGUGGCUUUCCUUGCGUUGGCGUUGGGUGGUCUUGGCAUUCUGUGGUUCCUUCCUUCUCCACUGGCUUCUCUUUGCUGUACUGUGGUAUGUCUUGGCGCGUGCCAAUGGUGAUUUGGACGUCGACCAUGACAACCCGCCGCCCGGGCAUACGCUGUGCGUCAAAUAUGUCACGGGAUUCACCGCUGCCUUCUCGUUCGCCCUGGAGACCCAGCUGACCAUCGGAUAUGGGACCAUGUACCCCAACGCCGAUUGCCCUACCGCCAUUGCCCUUCUUGCCUUGCAGAUGCUCCUGGGGCUCAUGCUUGAGGCCUUCAUCACUGGUGCAUUCGUGGCUAAAUUUUCUCGUCCACAGAAGCGCUGCAGUGGAAUCUUGUUCAGCCCUAAAGCCGUGGUGUGUGAAGUCGAAGGUCAACGUUGCCUAAUGUUUCGCGUGUGUAACCUGCUCUCGAGGCCGCUGGUCGACGUGUGUUUGAGCGCUGUGCUCUAUGAGGAACAGGACGAUCACACAAUCCGCCAAACUGCCCUGGAUUUCCUGUUGGACGGCUUGGGCUCGCGACCUUGUCCCCUCUUCCUGUCACCUUUGACCUUUCUCCACCCCUUGACCCCAGACAGCCCGCUGAAUCGUGCCAUGCCACCUUCAGGCCAGUCGCAGUUCGAGCUGGUCGUGUUUCUUUCUGCUUCCCAGGAGGGCACUGGAUCCGCCUACCACAAGAGGACGUCCUACUUGGCCGACGAGAUCCAAUAUGGCCGCCGUUUCACCAAGGCGGUCCUGCACGGGGAACGGCGGAACAGCACUCAGGCCAUGCGCUAUUUCGACACACACAUGUGCCCACUUAUGGGACCCAACACAUACAGCAACUCUCGGGACAAGGAGUGUGUGGUACAGGUCAAUGGCGAUGGUAACGAUGCUAUGGAAUAGCUGUGUGUGUGUGUGUGUGUGUGUGUGUGUGUGUGUGUGUGUGUGUGUGUGUGCCCUGCAUUGUUCCUCAUCCACUCUGUACACAUGAAAGGACAUUUCACUUGAGAACAACGAUCACUUUACACUUCAUUUCAUUAAUGAUAAUCACUACCUAGAACUUGGUCAGAUGCUAAUCGCUAGCUAGUACCUGUCUAGUUGAUAAUCACUAGCUAGAAUCUGACUGGAUCCUAAUCAAAUUUCAAAACAUAAAUUUCAAAAAGCUCUUAUUUCACUCAAUGGAGUAAUUCUAUACUAACUGACAGACAAUAAAUUGCUAGGAGGAAACAAAUGAAUGCUGAUCAAGAGCAUGGAAGCAACCGAGCACCAAAUAGAUGCUAAAUCCUACCUAGCUAAUCAUUUAUGGCUUUUCAUUAUUGUCUUUCUGAAUAAUGGUGAUGACUGUCUUCGAUUUUUUUUAUUUUUAAGACAUCAUGAAGAUACACAGUGAAUCCACUAGCAUUUUAUUCAACACCACAGUCUGAUUCCUCAGAUCUACCCCCCGCCCCAUCAGCCAGAAUCGAUACCAUUUUGCGUUUUCGCUUCUUCAAAAUGCCCAGAUCAACUUUGAAAAUGAGCUCCUUCAUGGAACCGAGAUUCAGAAUAGAGAGAAAACUGUAUUUUUCACCUUCAAGGACUGGAUUUGAGGAACGCUGUUCUUCCUAAUCCACAUCACACCAUCCAGACUUGAAAACGAAGGAACAGCAUGAAACGGGGACGAACAUUUAUGGAACCGUGAAGUUUUGAGAAUUAACGAUUAUAAGUGAUGAUUUUAGAGUACAAUGCUGAUACUGUAGCUAAACAAUACUACUGCUUACAGGCUCGGUGCCAGGUGAUUGUGGUACCAAUUAGCAAAAUAGCAUUAAAAUGUUAAAGAUUGGAAACAUGCAGAAUCGCAUUAGCUAGCCACUUGAGGGAAUGGGGUCACUGUGUUGUUUUUUUGUUUCUGUUGUUGUUGUUGUUGUUGUUGUUGUUUUUUCAUUCGAACAAAACCUAAGCGACAUGCUUAGCUCUGUUAGCUUUGAGUUCAAUUCUUUCUAAAAGUAAAUAAUUAUACACAACACUAAGUGCUAAUAUACAGUGCUAUUAUUAACAUAUAAGCUAAGAACAUUGCAGUGAAUUCCAUUUACUCAAGUGGCAAAGCCUGGAAAGUUUGUUUUGGUUGGAAGCCAAAGUCACGAGAUAUUUUCUUCCCACGUGAAGGACGAGCAAUUAAUGGAGUCUGCACAUAGAUCUGCAUGAUUAUACUGAUAGUCGCACACUGUGUAUUAUUAUUAUUAUUAUUUUUUAUCUUCCGAUUAAAACCUAGAUAAAGCUCAGCAUUAUUAAAGUACUUAUCUUCUCUGAGUCUUUGCUCUGAAGGAUUUUUAUGAGCAGAGGUAAAUCGUUAGAGCGUUAUAUAUUUUUUUCCUUUUAAUCAAUCUAAUACAUCCUGUAAAUCAGAAAUCAGAGAUUUUUAUAUCAGUAUUGGUUAUGUGUGUACAACAUCAUGAUCCCUAAGAUCUUUUUUUUUUUUGCUUUUUGUACCAAAUAGAAGACAUUUUUUAAACACUGACUAUUGUUGUACAUUAAACUGUGUGGAAUGGCCUAUGAAAGACGUACCAUCAUUUUGUAACAUAUAACAUGAAAGUUGAAUUAAAUAAUAUUCUUUAAAAAAAGAAA